AUGGGGAACUGGACGUGCUGUUGCUCGUAUUCCUCGUGUCCGUGGUGGUGGAACACACCGCUCUGGACAAGGAGCUUCGGUAACAUGUGCCGCGGAGGUCACAUGUUUGCUCCAUUGAAAGUGUUCCGCAGAUGGCACCGUCAUGUCAACAUUGCCCAGAAGCGUUACGCCAUUUGCUCGGCCAUCGCUGCAUCAGGAAUUCCCGCCCUUGUACAAGCUCGCGGUCACGUCAUCGACAAGGUUGCUGAGGUACCACUCGUUGUCAGUGAUAAGAUCGAGUCGUUCCGUAAGACCAAGGAAGCUGUGACCUUCCUUCGACGCUCUCACAUCUGGGAAGAUAUUGAGAAGGUUUACGCUUCUAAGCGUACACGCGCUGGAACCGGUAAGAUGAGGAACAAGCUGCACAAGAGAAAGUUGGGUCCGGUCCUUAUCUACGGACAGGAUGCUGAUUGCGCUCGUGCUUUCCGCAAUAUCCCAGGCGUUGACGUGUUGAACGUAGAGCGCCUCAAUCUGCUCAAGAUCGCACCUGGAGGUCAUCUUGGCCGCCUCAUCAUCUGGACCUGA
Messenger RNA from Ostertagia ostertagi, 564 nucleotides. The record is from the annotation of a GenBank genome assembly. Lineage: Eukaryota; Metazoa; Nematoda; Chromadorea; Rhabditida; Trichostrongylidae.